UCUCCCGUGCGCCCUCCUCUUUGUUUUCGAUUCCCGCCUCCACCACCUUUGCGAGGGCCGACGCCCUGUGUACGAUUUGUGUAGAAGACCAUGGCCUUCGUCAGCGGCCUGGGGGAUCGCCCCGACGAUAGGCGCUUUCGCAAUCCCCAGUCCCCGCGCGAAGAGUCGACGACGUUCUCCGGCCUGACCUCCCCCAUACGCAGCCUGGCCAGCCAGAUGCAUGCGCACGCAUCCCCCUCGAGCGACCCCCGCGGCAGUCUGUCGAGACGUUUUACCACCAACACUGUACCAACAUUGCCUACACUAUCUCCUUUGUCGCCAAUUGGUCUGCAGCGCAGACAAGCGGCGGAGAACGUCGAGUUUACGACCGCGACCUAUCAUAAAGUGCAACUGCUCGAGAAGAAGCGCCUCGAGUACGAAUUCCUCAAGGAGCAACGUCGUCGGUUUGAGGCCGAGAUGGAGCUCUUCGAUAUCCACUGCGAUAGCGCCAAGCAAGACUGGGAGCGCUUGUCACACGAAACCAAGGGUGCUGCCGGCCACCAGAGCGAGCCUACAACCCCUCCCGAAUACCGCGAGAACGGCUUUCCGUCUGCCUUCUCUCGUCCUCAGCGCUACUCGAUGCAGAACUUGACGUCACCUCAGCAGCCCGGCCUGUUGAACCGUCCCGGUCGUUCGGGCUCACAGAUCACUUCUCCUCCCCAGACCCAGAUCUUCAACAACCAGUCGGUUUCUCACGUGCCUUCCAAAUCCAUGCCCGGUUCCCGGCGUGGUUCGGAUGAAGACGAAGACAACUUUGAGUUCGAUAUCUCGACCAUGAACCCUCGCACCGGUAGAACCAGUCUCAACAGGAACUCAAUGCCCAUCACCAGUGGUCGUGCCAACGCUGACCUUCCCGACCUCACCUCCGUUUUGGGUCACAUUGACACCACCAACUUCCUCUUCGGAGACGACGACGAGAAGCCUCGCAACAAGGGCUACAAUCCUGCUGCUUCACCUGAUGUCAAGAACUACCUGCAGAUGAACACCACCGACGAUAAGUUCCCGAUUCUGGUCCGCCGUGACGGUGACGGCCCGAUGCAGCUUUCCGCGUCUUCCGCCGCAUUGGAUCUCGCGCUUUCGCAGUCCCCCGGCCCCGAGGCUGAGUCAAACGGCUGGUCUUCGUUUGCUCCUCGUCAUCGUCAGGCUCAACACAGCCUUCCGGCAAACAACUUGCGCAAGGCCGAUGAGUUCGAAGGCGCUGGAAGCAACGGCGUCGAGACGCCCAGGCGUUCGACUGUUGGCAACCGUCACUCUAUGGAAGUGAGAUUCAGUCCCUUUGGUGACUCGAAGCGCCCGGGUUUGAUCAACACACCGCCGAACGGAGCGACGAACGGCUUUCCGAAGCUUCAAUCAUCCUACUCGACCAACGACCUGCCCACCAUUUCGUCCGUCAAGGCUACCAAUGGCAUCAACGGCAACAACGCGGCUCCCACCAUUGGUGUUAACUCUCACGCUGAACAGCAUCUCCAUAAUCACAAUGCUAGUCUCGGUCGUAUUCCGCCCACCGCGGUUAACCGUCACAGCCGUGAGCUUUCUGGUACUGAGAACCGGACUGAGGAGUCCAAGAACACUUUCCGUUCAAUCCAGUCGGCUUUGCAGGCUAGCGCUGCGCCUUUCGGCCCCAGCCUUCCUGCACCCAACUCCUCUGCCAUGGCGUCAUCUUCGUCGUCGACAAUCACCGCUUCCUCUGGCACCAAUGCGACUGCUGUUACCUCGGCUGCCAUGGCGCAGUACAACAACAACAACAACAACCCAUACUACGGCGGGUACGGCAUGCAGAUGCUCAACAUGGGCAUGAACCAACUGCAAGUCAAUGGGCAGCCGCCCUACAACCAGAUGCCUAUGUACGGUCCCUCCUACGGUCAGUUCCCGCAGCAGCCGUAUCAGCAGUACGCUCCGCCGCCGCAGGUUCAGCAGCCACCUCGCUUCCCUGACAGCCAGGCUCGGGUCAUUCAACAGCGUCGCAUGCAAAACCACGAGGACCAGGUCCGCGCCCAGCAGUACGACUUCAGCUCUCUGCUGCCUCAUGAUAUUGUCGAGUUGUGCAAGGAUCAACACGGUUGCCGCUAUUUGCAGAAGCAGAUCGAGGGUCGCAACCAGGAGGUGAUGGCUAAGAUCUUCGAAGCCAUCCGCGAGCACGUAGUUGAGCUCAUGCAGGAUCCUUUCGCCAACUACCUCUGCCAGAAGCUUCUUGAAUUCAGCGAUGACGAGCAGCGCACACUCCUCAUCCACAACGCCGCUCCUAGAAUGGUCAACAUUGCUCUCAACCAGCACGGCACUAGGGCCCUCCAGAAGAUGAUCGAGUACAUUACCACGCCCGAACAAAUCAACACCAUCAUCGAAGCUCUGCGCCAGAACGUUGUCCUCCUCAUUCAGGACCUGAACGGCAACCACGUCAUUCAGAAGUGCUUGAAUCAUCUUGCUUCCGAGAAUGCCGAGUUCAUUUUCCAAGCUGUCGCCAACAGCUGCGUCGCUGUCGGUACUCAUCGCCACGGUUGCUGCGUUCUGCAGCGCUGCAUCGACCACGCCACCGGCACUCAACGUGACGAACUCAUUGGUGCCAUUACACGCAGUGCCUUUGCUCUGGUUCAGGAUCCGUUCGGCAAUUACGUGGUUCAGUACAUUUUGGAUCUUCAGGACGAGGCCUACUCGAAGCCGCUGUGCUUCAGCUUCCGUGGAAGUGUUCCUGCCUUGUCCAAGCAGAAGUUCAGCUCCAAUGUUGUCGAAAAGUGCAUCCGUGUCUCUGAUGAAGAGACCAAGCGUAUGCUUAUUGAGGAGCUCCUUCAACCUAACGAGAUUGAGAAGUUGAUCCGCGACUCAUAUGCCAACUAUGUCAUUCAGACUGCUCUUGAUUAUGCCGACGCUCCCACCAAGAUUCGUCUCGUGGAGGCUAUCCGUCCUAUGUUGCCCUCGAUUCGUCAGACUCCUUAUGGUCGCCGCAUCUUGAGCAAAGUCCAAGAGUUCGACAAUCGCAUGAGCAACCACUCAAGUGGCCAGAUUGCUCCUCUGACCGGCGGAGGCCAGGCCCAGCUCACCUACCCUGGUCCGAUGAACUCUCAGGCUCCUGCUGUGCAGAGCCCUCCUCCGCCGGCCUACAGCAGCAUGGCCAACGGCUACGGCGCCAACCUCGCUUCUCCUCAGCCGCACCGCAUGUCGAACACGUCGCUUCCCAACCACCUUCAGUCCAAUGUACAACAGAACUUCGGUUACCGUGGUGGUCAGCCUAACGGCAUCUACUACUAAGCGACCGCUCACGACAUCAUGAAUCACGAUUGACGUAGAAGCGUCUUGCUUGCAUCAGCGGCGAUUCACGUUUCAUAUGCUGG
Molecule: messenger RNA, 3365 nt
Organism: Aplosporella prunicola CBS 121167
Lineage: Eukaryota; Fungi; Ascomycota; Dothideomycetes; Botryosphaeriales; Aplosporellaceae
Exons: 6
Coding region: 91-3282 (1063 amino acids)
Biological process (GO): post-transcriptional regulation of gene expression
Cellular component (GO): cytoplasm
Molecular function (GO): mRNA binding
Source: RefSeq, a predicted model, not a curated record